Molecule: messenger RNA, 306 nt
Organism: Bursaphelenchus xylophilus (pine wood nematode)
Lineage: Eukaryota; Metazoa; Nematoda; Chromadorea; Rhabditida; Aphelenchoididae
Source: the annotation of a GenBank genome assembly
AUGUACCGAUCCACUUCGAAUCAACAGACUAGCCGACUCCAACAAGGGAUCGUCCGGCUGCCGGAAUCCCCUCAACAAAACAAGCCGCACAGGCCGCGUCUCGACCGGUCGAUAUUCAUUCCGAUAGCUCUUGUUCCAAAAACAGACCCCGUCUUUGAGGCGGCCGAAGAACCAGGCCAAGAACCCGAGGACGGCGGCCAAAACGUUGAGAAAAAGGUUGAGCGGACGAUUCGAACUCAUGAAACCCCCACUGCCGUUCACAUCGAAACCCUCGAAGACGCGGCGAAAGUCCUUGGAAUCCCUUGA